Molecule: messenger RNA, 2433 nt
Organism: Colletotrichum spaethianum
Lineage: Eukaryota; Fungi; Ascomycota; Sordariomycetes; Glomerellales; Glomerellaceae
Exons: 2
Coding region: 1-2433 (810 amino acids)
Source: RefSeq, a predicted model, not a curated record
AUGGCGGACAACGACAACCUGCGUACGGCGUCGCUGUACAUCAACAACCAAUUGCUCUCGCGAGGACUCCUCCGCGAUGGCCAGACACUUAACUUUGCCGACCCGGAAGACAACCCGGGCGGCACGGAGGCUACUAUGGGCAAGAUCAUGAGCAUCGUCAAUGACUUGAUCUUGCGCAGAGACCGCGAUGCCGAGCACCGCGAAAACCUCUCCACUACGCUACGCAACGUGCGCGCCGAAAACCUACGGUACACAAACGACAUCUCGCGCCUCUCGGAGAAGCACACCGAGGCCCAGCGGAAACUCGACAUCAGCGAGGCCACCGAGAACACACUGCGCACCCAGCUCAAGUCGGCUGACGCCGCCGUCCGCGGACUCAAGGAUGAGGUGGCCCGCGCCAAGACACUCGUUGCCCAGACGCGCGCCUCCUGCGCGACGGAGGUCCGGCGCCGCGACCGUCAGAUCGAUGGGCUGAAAAAGCAACUCGGUGACGCCGGCCGUCCCCGCGGCGCGGCAAAGAGCUCUGCGGUCACCGUUAUCAACGUCGUCGCUGGCGAGGGCGAGGAGAAGGUGUCGCCCCGGCGCGUGGGCAAGGCUGGCGCGAGCACUGACGAUUCCAAUUACGACCUUCGCGGCGAGACGAACGAGUUCCUGACGGAUCUUGCGAGGAACCUGAGCGAAGAGAACGAAACGCUUCUGGCCCUGGUAAGACGGACGACGAAACGCCUGCGCGAGAUGAGCGGCUGCGAUGUCCGGACAAGUCAGGGUGAUGGACAUGCCGUCGCGCUGCCCACUGCCGAGGACAUGGCUGCCGAGCUGGACGCCAUCCUUGAACAUCUGCGCUCCAUCCUGACGAACCCCUCGUUCGCCCCUAUCGAGGAGGUCGAGGUCCGUGAGGAGGAGAUUGCUCGCCUGCGUGCUGGCUGGGUCAAGAUGGAGAACCGCUGGCAGGAGGCCGUCCAUCUCAUCGAUGGCUGGCGCCGGCGCAUGGUUACUGACGGCAAGUCGGUCAACAUGGAGGAGCUCAAGAUGGGUCUUCGUCUGAGUCCCGUGCGCGUUCGUGACGUUGAGGAGACGCAGCAGGGCGGAAUGGACAUCCAAGAGCUGUCUUGCGUCCAAGAAGAAUGCACUGCGGACCUCGAAGAAGAAGAAGAUGAGGCUAUGCCCGACUCGCCUUGCCCUGCGCCGCACAGAGUCGAGUCUCUGCAUCUUGUCCCUGCUCCUGACCAACAUUACGCGGCUCCUGACGAAGAAGAAUACAAUGACGAGGACCAGCAGAGUGAUGAUGCAUCGAGCAUUUUCGAGGACUUCGACGUCGAAGACCUCGACGUCGAGGAACCCAAUGUUCAGAUCCUUCAACAGUCUGCUGCGUUCCUGAGCUCUCCUCCUCUACCGCCUCCCCCUCAGCUGAGUCCGCUCCGCGAAAUGGCAUCUGCCGGCAACCGCGAUGCACGGCCGAGACGCGAGAAGCAGGGAGACUACCGCCCGAUGGCGGAGGAGAGGCAUCGUACCAUCCGCGCAGUUGAGGUCGCCCCCAAGCCACCACCACAUCUCGUCCAGCUCCCAAGGUCCCCACAGAAGCCUUCGUACCCGGUUGAUGACUGCUCCCGUACCACUUCGGCAGCCUCGAUUGAGUCCAACUCAACCCACAACGGGGCGCCCCUCAUCACACCAUCUGGGACCCCUCCUCCUCCUGAAGUGAACCAAACACCUACAGCUCGCAAGCUCCCGAAGCCGCCACGCCUAGUGGCAGCAGCUCCUGCGGCACCGUCACCAGCUGUAUCUGCACCAAGGGAGAUUCCAUCUCCAGCCAAGACUACUCGUACAGUCUCCCAGGAAAGCCAGGAGAGUCAAACCAGCCAGGAGAGCUGCGAUGUCCCGCCUUCUGCUCCUGCCAUGCAACCCAAUGGCAGCAAAGCCGCCUCGCCACACCGCACUCCUCUACGUCGCGUUCCCUCCCGUCUCCCUCUUCCUCGCCCGUCAGACCCGCCACCACAGCAGAGCCCCCUGACGAUGGCCACUAUUGCGGCUAAGCUCGCCGCCUCGGAACGCGAAGCCGAUGCUGCACGUGUCCGCGCCAAGCUCAAGGCCGCUCGUGGAGGUGCCGUUGGCAAGCCCAUACCCGCACCCCAGCAGCAGCAGCAGCCUAUGCCCGCUCCCCCUCCGCCAGAGACCAUUGUGGCCGUACCAUCCGAGCCGCAGCAGCCAAACGGCUCACCCGCAAGGGCAACAUCAGACCAAGACCUCGACCCCAUCAAGCGCGAUCUUCCGCAAGACGAGGAGCAGGAGCAACCACAACCCCAUCUUACAAAGCGCAAGCGCGACAGACGCGUGAGCAAAGUCGCAUCGCGGAGGCGGAGCACGCUCAGCCCGUGGGAGAUGGAGAGUCUCAUCUCGGGCAACGUAGCUGUCCCCCCCUCGCCAUCUCGGUGA